Molecule: messenger RNA, 1686 nt
Organism: Puma concolor (puma)
Lineage: Eukaryota; Metazoa; Chordata; Mammalia; Carnivora; Felidae
Source: RefSeq, a predicted model, not a curated record
AUGGAGCUGGGCCCCGCCGUGUCCCCCGGGCCUUCCCGCUCCUUCAAGGAGGAGCUGCUCUGUGCCGUCUGCUACGAUCCCUUCCGCGAUGCCGUGACUCUGCGCUGCGGCCACAACUUCUGCCGCGGGUGCGUGACCCGCUGCUGGGAGGUGCAGGUGACGCCCACCUGCCCGGUGUGCAAGGACCGCGCGGCCCUAGCCGACCUGCGCACUAACCACACCCUCAACAACCUGGUAGAGAAACUGCUGCGCGAGGAGUCCGAGGGCGCGCGCUGGGCGGGCCACCGAUCCGCGCGCCUCUGCCGCCUGCACCGCGGCCAGUUCAGCCUCUUCUGCCUCGAUGACAAGGAGCUGCUGUGCUGCUCGUGCCAGGCCGACUCCCGGCACCAGGGGCACCGCGUGCAGCCAGUGAAAGACACUGCCCACGACUUUCGGGCCAAGUGCAGGAACAUGGAGCAUGCGCUGCGGGAGAAAGCCAAGGCCUUCUGGGCUGUGCGGCGCUCCUAUGAGGCCAUCGCCAAGCAUAAUCAGGUGAGUGCCUGGCUGAGUGGGGAGAUUAGGGACACCUGGGAUAUGGGGGGAGGGGAGAGCUACAUUGGCCUGCCUUCUGACCCUCACAAACACAAAAGCCGAAAACGCCGCCUCUUCUGCACCAUGGAGCCGGAGCCCGUCCAGCCCGGGAUGCUCAUCGACGUCUGCAAGUACCUGGAUUCCCUGCAGUACCGCGUCUGGAGGAAGAUGGUCACGUCCGUUGAAUCUGUGCCUUUCAGCUUCGAUCCCAAUACCGCGGCCGGCUGGCUCUCGGUGUCCAAUGACCUCACCAGCGUCACCAACCAUGGCUACCGUGUGCAGGUGGAGAACCCGGAGCGCUUCUCCUCAGCGCCUUGCCUGCUGGGCUCCCGCGUCUUCUCGCAGGGCUCCCACACCUGGGAGGUGGACCUGGGGGGGCUGCCCAGCUGGCGGGUGGGUGUGAUGCGGCUGCAGCAGGACGCCGGCGCCGAAGGCCACUCGCACAGCUGCUACCACGACACCCGCUCAGGCUUCUGGUACGUGUGCCGCACGCAGGGCGUGGAGGGAGACCACUGCGUGACCUCGGACCCGGCCACGUCAGCCCUGGUCCCGGCCAUCCCCCGCCGCCUGCGCGUAGAGCUGGAGUGUGAGGAGGGCGAGCUGUCUUUCUACGACGCGGAGAGCCACUGCCACCUCUACACCUUCCACGCCCGCUUCGGGGAGGUGCGGCCCUACUUCUACCUGGGGGGCAUGCGGGGGGAUGGGCCUGCCGAGCCUCUGCGCAUCUGCCCCCUGCGGAUCACUGUCAAGGAGGAGCUGGAUGGCUGAGGUUGGCCCGGAGCCUGAUGGAUGCUGCCUGGGACCGGGUCCGUGGUCCUGCUCUCUUUCUGCCCUUCCUCAGUCCACGUUCACCUCAGUACCUCUGAAUCGACUGUCUCUGCCAGCAUCUUCCUGCUGACCUGUCUUGUCCUAUUCCUAUGGCUCCAGGCCCCAGACCUUCUCCUUCAUUUCUGGUCCCUUCUCUGCCCACGGUUAAAAGUCAUCCAAGAGAUCCCUCACUCCUCAGAGCCAUGGCACCUUCAGGAUGUGAAUUUUCUGAACCCUAAUGCCAGGGUUUCUGGGGAUGACAUUUGCUUCUAGAAUGGGACUGUUUUUAAAAAAAAUUUUUUUUAAUGU